AUGUCUACUUUCUCCACCGGAAAAAGUUCUGAAUUCAAAAACUAUCCAUUUCUGACCGCUGAAGAAUUUGGCGAAAUUUGCCAUCAUCUUGACAGGAAGUACUGCCAAGCGUUUCUAGGCCCUGUGAGGCAACAAUGGAGACUCAACGUCCUGACUGCCCUGGAAACUUCCUUUGUAUUUGGGGCAGACUACAGCACAUAUUUACAGAUAGUGCGCCCCUUGACGCGGGAGCUUGAGCUUGACGACGGCGGACUAUCUGAUCAACUGGGCGGAUUCUCUUUGGAAAGCCAACAGGCCGAGACAUGGAUUGCGGGCGACCAGGGAAUGGUCGACCUCGAGGACGCGGAUGAGUAUGCCGUAAUUAGACAGUCACGGGCCGCCGAGUCACCUAGCGUGACUUACGAAGUCCAUCUGCAUCCAACUUACCGCACGCCUUGUCUAUGGUUCAGCCUGAGCGGGCUGCCAGCGGACGAACCGAUGCUGGAUGUUGAGACGGUCUUUCGGCGCUUGGUGCCAGACGAGUUCAAGGCGCGGCUCCGGAAUCAAGGUCCGAUCGCAGCCAUCUCGGCAGAUCAUCAUCCCAUCACAGGUGUCCCAACCUUCUUCAUCCAUCCAUGUCUUCUCGGUGAGGCCAUGUCUAAUUUCGACUGCUCCAAGGAAGACUACCUGAUGGUAUGGCUGGGCCUGGUGGGCGGGUGCGUUGGGCUCUGGGUUCCAAGGGAGAUGGCCUCUCUCUAA
Messenger RNA from Pyricularia grisea, 738 nucleotides. RefSeq lists its product as uncharacterized. Gene Ontology annotation, molecular function: Atg12 transferase activity. The record is from RefSeq and is a predicted model, not a curated record. Lineage: Eukaryota; Fungi; Ascomycota; Sordariomycetes; Magnaporthales; Pyriculariaceae. The coding region runs from base 1 to 738 and encodes 245 amino acids. Gene Ontology annotation, biological process: protein lipidation; protein modification by small protein conjugation; macroautophagy. Gene Ontology annotation, cellular component: intracellular anatomical structure. The transcript has 3 exons.